AUGAAUUAAUUCAAGAAUAGUAAAUUAAAUACUUUAGGAUAUGUCAGAAAUUAUCACUCUGAUUUUGGUUCAUCUAAUAUAAUCAAUCAUACACUAUAUCAUAAAUAUGCAUCUUCUCAAAAUUAUUACUUCACAAAAGAAAUUAAUGAUAUUUUAAGUAAAAACCGAACUUCAGCAACAAUUAAGUUUUAUGUAACCAAUUCAUGAAUAAUUCAGGAUGAUAUGUAAUAUUUAGAGAAUGAUGAAUGUAUGUCGAGAGUUUAUUAUUUUGAUGAUUACUAUUCUAAAAUUUAAUUGCUGGUUGAGUUUUAUAAAUAUCAUCAUGAUUUGCCUAGAUUUACUGUAGAUGAAGAAAUCAUAUAAAUUUUGAAUUUGUAUUAUGAUAAAAAGAGGAAAUUGGAGUACUAUAAAAUAUAGAGAUAAAUAGAAUAUGAAAAUUUAAAGAAUCCUGAUCAACCAUAAAAAGGAAUAGUUGGAGAUAAACCUAUUGAAUCAUAAAGUACUCCACAAUCUGAAAUUAAUGGAGAUUCUACUAUAAACAAUAAUAUAGAAAAUAUUCUGUAAGAUGUUAUUACCUAGUAGAAAAGCUAAAAUUAAAUUUCUCAAUAAGAUAUAAGUUAAAUUACAAAAUUUUAGGAUGACUAAAAGGGUGAAAUUCAAUAAAUGCUUGAUAUUUUUAAUUAGGGAAACUAAAAGAAUACAUAAAAAUAUUCAUUUUAGAAAAAUAUUAGUCCAUCUUUAAGUUAACAUCAUAAAUUAAAUGAAUAGAUAAUACCACAUUCCAAUCAUAAAUAAUACACUUAAUAACAUUAAAAUUUUAGAAUACCUUAAACAACAACAAGAUAUCCAUCUUCUUCUUUAAGUAGAAAUUUGAAAACAUCUUCCCAUGAAAAAAAACUUGAUAAUAAUUUUACUCAUUUAUUUAAUAAGUGUCCCUAAAGAAAAAGAAUAAAAAUAGAAAAUAAAAAUGAAAUUAAGAAAGAUUUUAAGAAAUCAGUCCCAGAUAUUAAAUCUUUAGGAAUAAGAAUCUUAGCUUGUAUGAAUUAAAUAGAAAAAUAUAAAAUGAAUACAAAAUGUGUAUCUUCACUAGAUAAUAAAGAAUUACAAAAGAUUUUAUUUUCAGUUCAUUAACCUGCAUUCUCAUCAAAUAUUAAACUAUAUAAAGGUUCAUCAACUCAAUCUAUUAAAAUAUCUCAAUAAAUUAAUACAUAAGAUGAUUAAAUAAUUAAUUAAAGCCCAAUUAAUUUUCAUACUACUUAAACUCCAAGAACAAACUAGGAUGGUUCUAACUUUUUCAAAAAAUAAUUCUUAGAGUAAAAAUAAAAGGAUAAUGCAAAGGUUUUAAGAAGACUUAUGGUAUAUAAGAAGGAUAAUCUUAUCAAAACUCAAAAAGAUUUACGCUAAAUCCCAAAACUUAAUCUUAAUAGAGUUAAUAACUUGAAUACUAAUUCAUGUUGUAAUACUCUUAGAAUAAAUGGAUUCAAUCAAAAUAUUGCUAACUAAUUAACACCAAAAUCUUUCACUUUUAGAUCUAGAAUCAAUAAUAUAAUAAGUUAGUAAAUAAAAACAAUGUAAAAUAAUUACAAAAAAAACUCAAUUAAACAAUGA
This is a messenger RNA of Paramecium pentaurelia, 1608 nucleotides long. The record is from the annotation of a GenBank genome assembly. Lineage: Eukaryota; Ciliophora; Oligohymenophorea; Peniculida; Parameciidae.